UCUCAAAGGUUCCUUCGACUUACAUUUGAAUACGUAAAAUGAUAUGUAGUAAUCAUCCAGACCUAGUAGGCCGCUCAGCCGAUUUGUAUUGGGUACUGUUUUUAUUGCAUAUAAUUUUAAUAAAGGUAACAUUGGCCAGAAUUUGUCCCAAAGUGAGUACAAUCCAUAUGAUUCACUCACUCGCCAAGGACAACGACCGCAAACAGGUCUCGAACAAAGGAAUUUCCAUUCCUACCUACAAUGAGUCAAACUACUUCCCAAGCGUAUUAUAAAAGUGACGGUAUUCUUGAAAUGAAAAAGUGUGGAAAAAGUAUGGCAAAAAUUCUGUAAAACCAACGAGCUGGUUCGAGUUAAAAGUUGUCGGUUGGUGGCGGAAGAUGUUUCGUUUACAUUUUAAAGUCCAGUAGCCCUGCUUCUUCAUUACUUUAAACAGUGAAUUAUUUUAUAAUGAAUUAUUAAACGUACAACGGGGGUACGCGUUACUCAUCCGGUUCGAUAUUUGACUCUCGCAACAAAACCGUCAGCAUAAAAUGUACUCAGCAGAGUUACGGUUUACGGUUAGAGCAAAAGAGAGACGCACCCGAAUCAGCUGCCUGUGUGAGAAGUAUCGCAAACGAAUCACGAUAUGUUGAGAGAGUGUGCCUUUGUGAAAGAGAGACGAUUCAGAGAAUCAUCAGCUGCCAGUGCGAAAAGUAUGGCAAACGAAUCAGACUAACUCGCGUGAACGGUGGUUGCCUGUGGAAACGCACACCAAUACGCAUUAAUGCUGUACACGCGGUAAAUCUGCUCGUGUAUCGCAUGGGGAAUGAAAACCAGCGUGUGUGCGUGUAGGAAAUUUUACUGCUGUAUUAUAUGUAGGUUCGGACGCCACAUAGUACUGGUGAGUAUCGCUGAGAACGGUGGCAUUUUGUACGAUUCAUAACAACAAGACGUACUACAAACUCAUAUUUUAUAGCAAUCUAUAGAAAGGUUGGUGGAAUAAAGCGAUAACUCUUCUUCCAGGUGAGUUUUACCCGAAACUAAUGUAGACUUCGAUUAGGAUAAAUGAGUUAUUCAACAAUUUCCGUUCCCUGUGUGUCAUGUUCAGCUCUACCAUUGGUGACUGCAUUGGCGUUAGUUGGGCGACACAACAUUUCUACAUUUGGUUGAUAUUGCGAUAUUCCUGUUGGUUUGCCAAUAAAAUCAACACAUAGAAACGAUGAGUGACACUUGGCAACAUUUCGUGGAUUAUGGAAAGGCGGGCAAAUGCCGCUAUUGUCCAAAGAUGAUCGCGAUCGCAAAUAGAUCAACCUCCAAUUUACGGCGCCAUAUCAAAUCAAGACAUCCUUCCAUCUCACUCAAAAAAGCUGAACCAUCGAGGACUUCACCUUUAACAUCGAAGGUCGUUGAUCAAACCGAAUCCGAACCAGAUGGUUUAAUGAACAUAGGCUACAAUCCGGUAAAUCUGGCCAGUUUUAUCGAUCAACAUGAACCCUUAACAGCAAAGAAAACAAGUCAGUUGGAUGAAGCUUUGCUAGAAAUGAUCUGCCAUGAAUGUGUACCGUUUGACAUAGUAGAGGGAGAUACAUUUAAGAAAUUUAUUCGCUUACUCAAUCCAAACUACGAACUACCUAGCCGUAAAACUUUAUCAAAUGGAUUGCUCAUGGAUAAUUAUUUAGGGGUGUUAGAUACGGUGACCGAAUCUUUGUUUAAAACAAAAUCCGUAGCUUUGACAAUGGAAGGCUGGACAAGUUCUUACAAUGCAAGUUAUUUAACAGUAACAGCCCACUACAUAAAUGACGAUUUUGAAUUAUGCUCUAAUUUGCUAGAGUGUUCUGAGUUUUCAAACCACUGCGCAGGUCACAAUAUAGCAGAUUGGUUGAAGAAAGUAAUGGCAAAAUUUAAAAUUGACCAUAAGAUACAAGCAAUUGUUACAAAUUAUGCGGUCAACAUGAAGGCUGCGAUGGAUGAGAUAAACGUGCCACAUCUUCCGUGUUUUGCGCACACAUUGAACACCAUCGUACAAAAGGCUAUACAAAAUUCCAUAAUUGGCACGAUUGGUGAAAUUAAACAAAUUGUAAAAUACUUCAAAGAAAAUAGCAUUGCCGCACAAAAAAUUUUUGAUUCACAAAAUAAGUUAAAUCUACCAAAUGUGAAGUUGAAACAAAAUGUUGCGACUAGAUGGAAUUCUACUUUUGACAUGAUUGAACGAUUUUACAAAAAUAAAAUACCGAUACUUACUAGCUUAGAUGCCAUGGGCGUAAAACAUAACUUAUCAAACAACGAUUGGACAAUUAUGGAAGAGAGUAUUAAAGUUCUGGCGAAUUACGAUCAUGCCACAAAAGUGAUGCUGGCGGAAAAAUCACCCACGCUAUCACAGAUAGGGCUUUUGACAAACAUACUUUUGAAAAAAACAAAAACGCUUCUAGAUGAUGUGAUGGAUUCUUCCGUAAAAAAACUUGGCCUAUCCUUGGUCGAAGGACUUUCCGAUAGUGGCAAACCUUACCUGCAGAACCCAUUAGUGUGCAGGGCAAUGAUGCUAGAUCCAAGGAUUAAAGGUCAUGGAUUUGAAAAUGAUAUGCAGCGAUAUGAGGAAACGUAUACAAACUUAAUUAGAACGAUUUUACCUUUAAAAUCUCAAGCUUCUUCAGCGCUUCAGUCAGUUGUACAAAACUCGUUUGCUAGCCCUAGCCAUGAGAACCUUUUUCAUGAAUUUGCAACAAGCGUUAGAUGCGCUCAAAGUAAAACCCCGGAAAUUGAAGCAAAGUUUGAACUCGAUGAUUACUUGAAAAUGAACUGUAUUGAACUAAGUGAAGAUCCAUAUGUCUGGUGGAAAAGUAAUGAAAGUAUAUUCCCAGCUUUGUUUCAAGUGGUUCAAAAUGUAUUUUACAUACCUGCCACGUCGGUUCCAUGUGAACGCGUCUUUUCCAAAGCUGGUCAAAUAUAUUGCGAAAAACGGUCGAAACUUUUGCCCAAAAAAAUGUCGGAAAUCUUGUUCCUACAACACAACAGUAACCAAACGAUUUACGAUGAAGAUGACGAUGAUGAUAAUAAUGAAGAUAAAUCGCUGCACGUACCCCAGCAUUGGCUAGAGAAAAACGGUAUUACCUUUGAAGCAUUAUAAGAAAAGAAUAUUUUAUUGCAAGUUCAACAAAUGCGCACAACUUUUAACAAAUAAAGCUUUGUUUUAACUAAUUCUCUAAAGUCCUUUUGGUAAAGGUAAUAUCGAUAAAUCAAUCACUGCUUCCUCGGGCGUAACUGCGGUUUUGAUCAGUUUAACUAGGUUUCCUCAUCUAAGAAUGACCAGCAGUUGGUGACCUUUAAAUUUGCUAGAAUUUUGUCAAUCUUCCCAAAGCACACUUCAUCCAAAUCUUGCGAACAUGUCGCUAAUCUUUGUUUUCUUUGCGAUUAUUUUUUAAAUUUAAUCUCCAUCCAUAAAGUUAACACAGAUAUAAUAUGAUACCAUUAAAGGAUUGCAUUUUUAUGUGUAGGAUUAUGUACAUUUAUAGUAUAAGUAGAGAGACGAAAACAUUAAUCAUUGUAACGAUCAUUUUCAAAUAAUACAUGACAACUAUAUUACAAAUAAUGUGUUGAAAUAUUAUCAAAAUUGUUGUAUCAAUUAAUGAAUUUGCUAACUAUGUUUCGUCAGGAAUGAAAAUACUGAUGGAAUUCAGAUUUACGAUUGGAAUCAAAAUUAAUUUGAUGAAAUCAUCAACAAAAUCGAAUAUCAACAAAAAGUGUCCAUAUCAUGAUUAAUAUCAC
Molecule: messenger RNA, 3741 nt
Organism: Anopheles funestus (African malaria mosquito)
Lineage: Eukaryota; Metazoa; Arthropoda; Insecta; Diptera; Culicidae
Product: zinc finger BED domain-containing protein 4-like
Exons: 2
Coding region: 1199-3103 (634 amino acids)
Molecular function (GO): protein dimerization activity; DNA binding
Source: RefSeq, a predicted model, not a curated record